Grosmannia clavigera kw1407 is the source of this 2532-nucleotide messenger RNA. Its product is annotated as sulfate permease. Gene Ontology annotation, molecular function: secondary active sulfate transmembrane transporter activity. The record is from RefSeq and is a predicted model, not a curated record. Gene Ontology annotation, cellular component: membrane. The transcript has 3 exons. Gene Ontology annotation, biological process: transmembrane transport. The coding region runs from base 1 to 2532 and encodes 843 amino acids. NCBI's taxonomy places the organism in Eukaryota, Fungi, Ascomycota, Sordariomycetes, Ophiostomatales, Ophiostomataceae.
AUGCCGGGACCUAAGGCGACCAAGCUGGGCCACGCCUUGGCAAAGGGCCUUGGGAUCAAGCUUCAACCACCCAUUCAGUACCAGGACGAAGUGACUCGAGGGGAGUCUGUCUUCUCCAACAACGCCUAUGUCGAGGAGCCGCCACGCACCAUCGAUGAGCUGCGCGAACUGGUUCCGACUGGGAAUCAAGUUUGGGAUUACGUGGUUUCGCUCUUCCCCUUUCUGCAGUGGAUUGGCCAUUACAAUACUCAAUGGUUGAUUGGUGACCUUGUUGCGGGCAUCACUGUUGGCGCCGUCGUCGUUCCCCAGGGCAUGUCGUAUGCUCUCCUGGCCAAUGUUGAGCCCCAAUUCGGACUUUACUCGUCUUUUAUGGGUGUUCUAAUCUACUGGUUUUUCGCGACCUCAAAAGACAUCACCAUCGGCCCCGUGGCCGUCAUGUCCACACUGACAGGCACCAUCGUCGAAAAGGCAGCCGUCAAAAUCCCAGACGUACCAGGACACGUUGUCGCCUCCGCCCUCUCUAUCAUUGCCGGCUCUAUCGUCCUCUUCAUCGGACUCAUCCGCUGCGGCUGGAUUGUUGACCUCAUUCCCCUAACGUCUCUCUCUGCAUACAUGACUGGCUCGGCCAUCAACAUCUGCUCUGGCCAGGUUGCCGGCCUGCUGGGCGAAUCCGGAUUUAACACCCGCGCUGCCACAUACAAGGUCAUCAUCAACUCGUUCAAGUACCUGCCGAAAACCAAGAUCGAUGCCGCCAUGGGCCUGACUGCCCUGACCAUGCUUUAUCUGAUCCGCUUCGCCUGCAAUUUCUUCGCCAAGCGCUACCCCAAGCACCGGCGCAUGAUCUUUUUCGCCUCUACGCUGCGCACCGUUUUUGUCAUUUUGCUGUAUACCAUGAUCAGCUGGCUGGUCAACAGACACCGCCGCAAGCACCCGCUCUUCAAGAUCCUCAAAAAGGUUCCGCGAGGCUUUAAGAACGCUUCUGUCCCCGUCGUGGACGAAAGAAUCAUUCGCAGCUUCAUAGGUGACCUGCCCGCCACUGUCAUCGUCCUCCUCAUCGAGCACAUUGCCAUCUCCAAGUCCUUUGGCCGUGUCAACAACUACACGAUAAAUCCCUCGCAGGAGAUGGUCGCCAUUGGCGUGGCCAACGUCCUGGGUCCCUUCCUGGGCGGCUACCCCUCGACCGGCUCGUUUAGCCGCACUGCUAUCAAGGCCAAGGCUGGUGUGCGCACGCCUUUUGCGGGCGUGAUCACGGCACUUGUGGUACUUCUUGCCAUCUACGCGCUGCCACCUGUCUUCUUCUACAUUCCCAGCGCGACUUUGUCGGCGGUGAUCAUCCAUGCCGUCGGCGACUUGAUCACGCCGCCCGACGUCGUCUACCAGUUUUGGCGCGUCAACCCAUUCGAGGUGGUCAUCUUCUUUGUGGGCGUGUUUGUCACUAUCUUCACCACGAUUGAGAACGGCAUCUACAGCACGAUUUGCAUCUCGGCCGCCAUGCUGCUGUACCGCAUUCUUCGGACUCGGGGCAGCUUCCUGGGCCGCGUAAAGGUCCAGUCUAUUCUAGGCGAUCAGGUUAUCGGCCAGGACAGUCGCCUGGCGAUUGCUCCGUAUGGCACUAUUUCGAACCUGGACAUGGAAGUGCCUGCGCGUACGGUCUUCUUGCCACUCGAUCACCAGGACGGAUCAAACCCGGACGUCGAUUUGCAAUCCCCUUACCCCGGCGUCUUCAUUUACCGCUUCGCGGAGGGUUUCACAUACCCCAAUGCAUCACACUCGUUGGAGCAUUUGGCAGAAUACGUGUUCAAGCAUACGCGGCUCACCAAUCUGACCUCGUUUCCCCGCCCUGGUGACCGGCCAUGGAACGAUCCCGGUCCGACACGCCGGCAGCUGAAGAAGAUCGCGGAGGGCGAUGUGAACGCAAUAAACGCAGCCGAGUACAACAGAGACCUGCCGACUCUAAAGGCCAUCAUUCUCGACUGCUCCUCGGUCAACUUUGUGGAUGUCACGUCAGUGCAGGCCCUGAUUGAUGUGCGCAACCAGCUCGACCGCUACGCGGCUCCUGAACACGUCGACUGGCAUUUUGCGUCAAUCAGCAACCGCUGGAGCAAGCGCGCCCUGAUAUCUGCCGGCUUCGGCUUCCCGACCGAGUACCAGGAUACGCCAGAACAGCGGUGGCGAGGCAUCUUCAGCGUGACCCCGUCCGGCGACAAGCAUGAGGCGGACGGCGAAAAGAUCGAGGACGGCGAACUACGUCGAACGUUGACGUCGACAACUGCUAGCGCAGCCAAGACUGUGACCCUAGACAUCGAAGAGGCGCGCAGCAGCGGUGACGGAGUCGGCUCGGGCGACGACGACCCGAAGCUGAACCUGCAGGGUCGGUCGGCUCACCGCAUCCGGGGUAUUGCCAUCCACAGUCUGAACCGGCCGCUGUUCCACGUCGACCUCACCAGCGCAUUGCAGUGUGCCAUUGCCAACGUGGAAGCUCGUGAGGCAGCCUCGGCCGACUCGCGGCCAAGCUCGAUCAAGGGAUUAUAA